Messenger RNA from Arabis nemorensis, 1905 nucleotides. The record is from the annotation of a GenBank genome assembly. NCBI's taxonomy places the organism in Eukaryota, Viridiplantae, Streptophyta, Magnoliopsida, Brassicales, Brassicaceae.
AUGCAUGAAGUUGGAUCGCCGUUGGAUCUCAAUUUCUUAACGCAGCUGAUUUUGACGCUCUUCUUCCUCUCCCUCGGUCUCCUCUACUUUGUCAAAAGAACAGCGGCUAAGUACUUCGAGGUCGGCGGCUCCGGUGAUUUCGACCGCCGUGAUUUCAUGGUUCCCGUCGCGGUCGAAUGCGCCGUCUGUGGUAAAGCUUCUACCAAAAAGUGCUCUCGUUGCAAAUCCGUUCGAUACUGCUCUGCGGAUUGCCAAACGUCAGACUGGAGCUCGGGACAUAAACUAAAAUGCAAGGUGUUUCGGAUUACUGACUCAUCAUCACCGGUCGGAAGAGGUGAUAUCGAUUUCAAAGCUUCUUUGUUUGGGAAUAGGUCUGCUUCUAAGGUUGCAUUGGUUCCUCAGCUGAGCCAAAGGAAGGCUAGUGUCAAGCCAGGAGAUGUGCUUUUCCCAUACGAGCAGUUUGUUCGAUAUUUUAACUGGGAUAGACCAACAUUGGCUCCUUGUGGGCUCGUCAAUUGUGGAAACAGUUGUUUCGCUAAUGUGGUUCUGCAAUGCCUUUCCUGGACACGCCCUCUUGUUGCAUACCUACUGGAGAAAGGCCACAAGAGAGAAUGUAGGCGCAAUGACUGGUGCUUCUUUUGCGAAUUUGAUACUCAUCUCGAAAGAGCAAACCAAAGCCGGUUUCCUUUUUCACCAAUGAACAUUAUUUCGCGGUUACCUAACAUUGGUGGAAAUCUUGGGUAUGGGAGACAGGAGGAUGCUCAUGAGUUGAUGAGGUUUGUAAUUGACAUGAUGCAAUCUGUUUGCCUCGAUGAAUUUGGUGGAGAAAAAGUGGUGCCCCCUCGCGCCCAAGAAACAACACUUAUUCAAUAUAUAUUUGGCGGUCUCCUUCAGUCACAGGUCCAGUGCACUGUUUGCAGUAAUGUUUCUGACCAAUAUGAAAAUAUGAUGGAUUUAACUGUUGAGAUUCACGGGGAUGCGGUUUCAUUGGAGGAAUGUCUUGAUCAGUUCACAGCUAAAGAGUGGCUUCAGGGAGAUAACAUGUACAAAUGUGAUAGAUGUAAUGACUAUGUGAAGGCAUGUAAGCGCCUUUCUAUUCGUUGUGCUCCAAAUAUUCUUACAGUUACCUUAAAAAGAUUCCAGGGUGGGAGAUUCGGUAAACUGAACAAGAGAAUUAGCUUUCCCGAGACAAUUGAUCUUGGCCCUUACACGAGCAGCGGAGGAGAAGGAUCAGAUGUAUACAAACUCUAUGCCGUGAUUGUGCAUCUUGAUAUGUUAAAUGCCUCAUUUUUCGGUCAUUACAUAUGCUUUGUUAAGGACUUCCGGGGAAACUGGUAUAGAAUAGACGAUUCUGAGGUGGAAAACGUUGAACUAGAAGAUGUUCUUUCUCAACGAGCAUACAUGCUCCUCUACAGCAGAGUUCAGACCAGACCAUCGAGUCUUAGAUCCGAAGAAGUUCAAGAUGAGAAGAAAGCAGAUACAUCGAACACAGAAUCUAGCCAAGAUGGCUCUGUUGAGAGUUCCGGGGUGGGAGCAAAUGACACUAGUGUGUCCUCCCUGUGUAACGGCAUGAUCUCACAUUCGGAAGACCCAGAAUGCAAAAAAGAAUCAUCAUCGUCACCAUUGGCAGUUUCCCUACCUGUCUCUGAAAAAGGAAAUGAGGUUGACGAAAGGGUUGAUACAGUAGAUUCAGAGUCGAUCCUUUCUAUUGAGAUGGAACAUGAUUCUGGAACUGAUCAUCAAGAAGAAGUAGCAAAUGAGAAAGACGAUCCAGCGAUUGAAAAUCUUGCCGUUAAUUCUUCUUGUUCAGACAUUGCUACCUCAUCUCCAUCUGCUCCUACAGAGUCCAAACCCUCUGCUACAGAGAAAGAAGAUUCAGACACCGAGAUGAUCGAUGCACAAUGA